This is a messenger RNA of Anopheles arabiensis, 8192 nucleotides long. RefSeq names its product serine/threonine-protein kinase ATR (gene mei-41). The transcript has 3 exons. The record is from RefSeq and is a predicted model, not a curated record. Lineage: Eukaryota; Metazoa; Arthropoda; Insecta; Diptera; Culicidae. The coding region runs from base 161 to 8131 and encodes 2656 amino acids. Gene Ontology annotation, molecular function: protein serine/threonine kinase activity; protein binding. Gene Ontology annotation, biological process: DNA damage checkpoint signaling; protein phosphorylation; telomere maintenance. Gene Ontology annotation, cellular component: nucleus.
AUGUCAUUUAUGGUUGAUACAUUAUAAUAAGAGUUGUAAGUUUCGAGCAUUUUCUACUGUCUAAUUCAAUACACACUAGUAAUCGGUUGGUCCUGUUCAACGGUUGUUGUUAAAGUAAAUCUUUGUGAGGAUUAUUCCGUACCUAUCGAUUGGAGUCAUCAUGAAAAUAAUGCAUGAAAAGUUAAGUGCUAUAGAAGACACGGAAAGUAUGUGGAAAACAUUGAUUAUUACUUUUACGGACAUUGUACACGAUCAUGAACCGCAUCUUGAAAAAAUUCUGAGCAUGAUCCGUACCGAUAUUACGUACGAUGAUCCUGGUCUUUUUCCGAAAACAUUAUUAAAUGAAGAAGAAAGACAUAGGUGCAGAUGCUCGAAUUACUGGCUUACAUAUCAAAUUCUCAGAAUAGCAUCAUUAGAAACUUAUGAAAGCAUUUCAGAAAGUUAUACCAGUUUACAAAAGGAAAUUAUCAAAGCUUCUUACAUAAAACAACGAUGGCUGGCUCUGGAUACAUUUAGAGAGUUCAUUAAGCUAUUGAACCAGAUGAAUGAUUUUAAAAAAGGGUGCCCGGAAGCAAUUACUACUUUUUAUGAUGCAUUUCAGAACGUCACAGCACAAGGCAAGCAGUAUUUUUGUGAAAAAAUUGAAAUUAAGUCCAUGGCACGUUGCCGAUUGAUUCGUUUGCAUUGCCUCCAUACCUUAAGCGAAGCCAUUUCAUUGUUGACAAAUCAACAAGAUGUCGAAUCCAUCAAAGUUGUAAAAGAAAUAACCUGCUCAGUUCUGAAAACAUUAUCAGUGGGCAACAUCGAGGAGAAAAGAAUUUCUAUUAUUUUUUUCCAAAACUAUUUCAAACAUGUUGUCCAGGAGCGUAGUGGCAGUUAUCCUUUAUAUAAUAUGUUCAACAUGAUAAAUCUACUUGUUGUUUUGCUAAUGGGAUAUGAUACGUGGCAUUCGGCGAUGCUUAUGAAUCGGCGAGAAGUAGAAUAUUUUGUGGAUACAUCAACGGAACUAUUCAGUACACAUCAGAGUGCCCAUCAGUCUUGGCCAGUAGUUCCAAGAAAAUGGGUUGAUAAAAUAUUAACAGAGCUACUAUGUACAAUUUUGCAACCAGAACAGAAAGUAACGAAUCUCGAAAAGCGACACCAAGAUAAAUUGAAUCAGACAUUAAUGGCACUCUUGCAGAAGCUGAAACCCGAACUAAUGCAUACUGGUUAUGUUUCCGAAUCCAUCAACUGGUUUGGAGCAAGUAUGAAGCUUGAUGAUCAUUUAGUAACUCAAAUUGUCAAACAGAUAAAUAAUGCGCGAUACAAUUCAGUCAAUAAAAAACAGCCGAUAUCAGUGCACUUGGAGAGCGCAGUUUGGGCCAUAUUUCUAGUAAACAUAAACAAAAACAGCAAGUUACUAAAACGCGCCUUAAAUAUGGCAAACAAAAUGGAUUUUAAAUUACAUGUGCAGGUGCCAUUUUGCAGCGAAGGAGAUACUGAAUUAAAAAAUCAACAAUUCUUUUUUUUCGAAUCGAAAUUAUGGCUCCUCCAAGUACCGCCACUGGUUGAAUUGUUCGGCUCAAGGCAAAUGGAUUUAAUAAACGCGGUCGUUAGUGUCAUUCUUGUUAACGAUUGUUUGCUUCUGAAUCAACAUCAGCAGCGCAACCUCUUCCAAAUUCUGUUUGCGCCUUUUGAGGCGAACAACUGGAAUGGUGAUGUAAACCAACGAUAUUCCUGGGAUACGCAAAUGGAUAAUGAACUUUGUCAACACGCAUUAGAACAAUUGUGCAAAUUAAGAACUAACAAUCUGCACUCCGAAGUAAUAAGCUGCUGUAUUAAAAAAAAGUUAACGUCACUAUUAACUUUCAUUGCUAAAACUGAACAUGGUAACGCUAUUAAACAAACACUCGUACACUCUUUCCAACAGUUGAUAUUGUCAUCAAAAAUCAAUUUAUUUGAUUUGUUUGAAAACGUCCUUGUGCCACUGCUGUCAACCAUUAAUGGUGAUGCAGCACUGGCUGAUAUAGUUGGAGUGUUUAGUUUGUUCUGCUGCCUUCGUUCGGAUUGCAUAGCCAGUUUUCGUGUAUUCCAGAUUUCGGAAACAAAACGUAGUUUUCAAUGCCGGGAAUGUAAUAACCGAACGGUUUCUACAACGCAUGUGGAAGAUUACUACAUAAAAACAUCUUCUGAACAGUUAAUGGCACAAGGCAAGUCUAUUAACAUAGAUUCCCAUUUGCGGGCCUUUCUGUUGAAAAUAUCGCACACGAAUGAAGAAACAACUUUGCUAGCUAUGACCAAUUUCCUGCCCUGCGCUUUAAAACACUUGCCCUUGUUUAUGAUCGAUGGAGAAAUAGAAUCCUGCUGGAUACGUUUAUUUGGAAGUAAUACAUCUAAGGUUGGUCAACAACUUACUGAGCACAUUUAUGCUAUUUUGCAAAUUCUAUCAGCAUGCUUAGUCAAUAAACCGGGACGAUAUGAAAAUUUAAUAACCAGUAUGAUGGAACAGUUAUUGUCGGCUUCAAGGAUGUGCAUCAUGACGAAAACAACAUAUGCCGAACAAAUAAUCGUAGUACGAAUGGUUGCAGAAUUUGGAAAUGCCAAUUCCCAUAUAGCAUUGCGUUGGAAAUUGAUAAACGUCAAGGAAACACUAUUCCAUUGUGUGCGUAUUAUGAUCUAUUUACUGAUGCAUCCCGAAUCUCAUGUAACUCAUGAAGCAUCGAUUUUCAUCACGGAAAUGUGUGCACGACAAGACAUUAGUCCUAACAAAGUUCUUUCCUGGUAUCGUCACGACAUUAUUAAGCUAAUGAUGAGCAUUGCCGUAAGCAAUUAUAUAUUGGCAGGAAUUACACUGCACCAGUCGAUAAGCAUAGUGAGUUACACAUUUGAAAGUAGAGAUCCAGUGGAUUUCGUUGGAAAGCAUUAUAAAACAAUAAUGGCAAUGUUGUUGCCUUGGUGUCUUCGAUCCUCAAAAUGCGAGUAUCUACUACGAGAAAUAGCUGUUAUCGUGCGAAAAGAUUUGGUGGCACUAUUAUCCACGUCUUUCCUGACAAUCUAUACUUACUUGUUUAUCAGCGAAUCUGUUGAAGUAACCAACAAAAGUAUCGAGUACAUCAUGAGAAUUACUGGUAAUAGUUUUUUUCAUUUGCUUCAUUCUGACAUCAAGAGAACAGUAUCGGAAGUUUUAAUUUACUACCACAUCAACCCAGAGUGUGUAAUGCACGCAUUUCGCAGUUUACUUUCCAAGGAUAGUGAUAAUGACGAGGUAUCAACAACUCGAAUCGCGGAAUAUAUUGCUGAAAGGUUUUUAGGAGUGCUAGCAAAUUUAGAAGCAACACUUGUUAAUCCAGACGGAGAGAAGUUUCUCAAGCGAUUAGCGCUGCUUAGUCUGGGUGACAUUAUUCGGUUGCUUGGUGGGGAACACAUAACACCAUUUCGGUUCAAAGUUAUUGCUGUGCUCCGGACAGCUUUAGCUCUUCCAGAAGGAUUGGCUUUAGCAAAACAUUGCGUUAAUACGUGGCGUAUUUUUGUAUGCACGGUAGAUGUGCGACAAUUAGGUUCACUUUUAAGUACAAUAUUCGUUACGUUGGAGCCAUUAAUUGAUACAUACAACGAAGAUAUUGGAUACAUAUUUCGAUACCUGGUCAUAGAGAACAAUAGUCUACUUGGUAAUAGUCUCUGUGAUCUGUUUUUUAUAGAAGAUACUAAUGUAGCAGAAAAUAUUAAAAAAAUAGUGGCAUCGCGUAUUCCAAAAUACUACGAUGAAAUAGGAAGUGAUCAAUUUGUUACCCGCCUUGAAGAACUUAUUCGACAUAGCAAUCAUGAAAAUUUAAAAGUACGAGCAUACGCAUUCUCCUAUUUAUGUAGACUUUGUGAACAUGGCCGGGCAGAGCUAAAUGAAGCUAUUUUGGGGCAACACCAAAGCAUAAGCCUUACCAUAAUAGCUACAAUGGUAGAAACGCUGACACGUGGACUUAGUGAACAAGAUGUAAUACUUCAACAACGAGCAGCAGAGUGUCUUGGAGAGCUAGGAGCUUUGGCUCCCAGUCAUUUGCCACCUAAUUAUGCCCCGACUGGUAUAGGUUUCGCAUUGAGCAUUCAUUCCGACUGUUUUGCCAUUAUCGCCUUGCGAGAACUAUGCCGAGCAUACCAAAGGCAAAAAGAUUCAAAGUUUGUCGAUAGUUUUUCACUUGCUAUACAGGAAAUAUUAAACGAACGAGGUGUCUCUCCAGAAGCAGAUAAAAAACGAGAAAUAUGGGAAACCAUCCCAGAACGCUUGCGACCAAUAAUGGAACCUUUACUAACAUCAUGUUAUACUACGGUUUCAAGAGCAUCGCAGACAGCAGUUGCACAUCCGGUAUUUAACAAUGUUGGAUCAAGUCACGAAUGGUGUUACCAAUGGGCGUGCCAAAUGAUAGAAAAUAUAACCGUUAACUCAACUCGUAACCUUCUACGAGCUUUUAAGCCAAGCUUGCGAUGUGAUAGAGGAGCUCUUAUGUUGAUGUUACCUUACGUACUAUUACAUUCAUUACUACUCUGCGAAGGGAAUGAUAAAAGACAAUUUAUUGUAGAAGAACUUCAUGCCGUUUUCAACGGAGCCAUUGCAUAUUGCGAAAGUUUUUCCACGAUUCCUGCUGCCAACCGAGCAAAUGACAAAGUAGAUAUAGAAACUGCAUCUGCAAAUGGAUUGAUUGUAUGCAUGACUCAGGAGCGGCAUGAUACAUCUGGCAAAGAGCUGGCUUUGCAAUGCGCUAAAUAUGCGUUUGGGUUAUUUGAUUUCCUUGAACGAUGGAAAAGACAGUACCUCAAGGAUGUUACAACAAAAGAUAAAGAUCUUCAUAAUUAUCAACAUAAUUUUGUUGUGGUUAGUACAUUCCUAAACAACUUUGAUAGCAAUCUAUUGGCGCAAGUAAAUUUUAAAUGUCAUGAAUAUGCUAGAGCAUUACAAUACGUAGAACACAGUUUGAAUGGCGAAGAUAAAAGUAUAAAACUACAAAAAAAGUUAUCAUUCUUGUGUGAACUUUAUUCACACCUCGGAGAUACAGACUCGGUAGAAGGUGUUAUAGCUUUGAAAGCCACAGAACCAACCCUGCACGAGUUAAUUCUAUAUCAUAAUGCUACAGGUCGGUUGCAAGAAGCUGUGGCGUGUUACGAGCGGUUAUUACAACUAACUAAUAUCGAGGAACAAUAUCCAAGCCUAAAUUUUUUAAAUAGUAUGAUCGAGUGUUAUCUACGGCUUGAUCAACCGGAAACAGCAUUACUUCUUGCAGAAAGUUUACUGGUUCGAUUUCAUGACACCGCCCUACAAAAAACUCUUCUGGAUAUACAGGCAGAACCGCUGUACCGACUAGGAAGAUUCGAAGAACUCGAAGAAUUGCUACUUCAAAGGCGAGCUGAUCAAUUGAGUGGAGCCAUCGAUGGUGAAUCACGUCACUGGGGAGUUAUUUGUGGUUCGCUUAUUAUUGAGUUUCGUCAACCGGAUUAUGCACGAUUUUGUUCCGAAAUACAACGAGCCCGAAUGUAUGUGUUUCAGGGUAGCUGUAGCAAACGUUCUAGUUCUCGUUCGUUAGAUGAACAGCUGGGCACAUACGAAAACCGUUAUGAUCAGGUGUUAAAAUUACAUAUCAUCCAAGAGUUUGCUAAAUGUGGACAUAUAAUGCACACUCUGCGCACUCUACAAAAAGGUCAACGUAACGACGAACUUAUUACGGCAUCCACUGUAAUUGUUGACCUUCAGAAGCUUGUAACAAAUAUGAACGCCAGGCUAGAAGUAUUACAACCAAAUGCUGCCACAAUAGAACCAAUCCUCAGCUUGAGGCGUAUACUUCUGAAGGAAAUGAGGCGCACGAUAGACGAAAUAAAUUGGGAAAAAAUCGACGACGACGAAAAUGUUAAUCGUCUGCGUCAUUUGGUUGAUCAAACGAUCGGACAACUUUGGAUGAAAAGUACAGAGUUAGCAUCGCGAGCAAAUAUGUACCAGCAGGCAUUAUUGUAUAUUUUACAUGCAGAAAGCUAUCGUCCUCCUGAUCUUUUCAUAAAAAAUGCUAAAUUGCUAUGGGAUCGACGAGAUAUAACAGGGGCAUUAAAGGUUCUUGAAAGAGGAUUGAAUGAAAUAUUGAGCGAUGUCCCUGUUUCUUCGGUUGAUAAUAAUCAUAUAAAAACUACACCCAAAGAGAUUCGUUUGAUACAAGCAGAAGGUAAGCGUCUUAUGGCUACAUACAAUGCUGAGGCGUCAAAUAUAUCAGCAACACUCAAUCGACGUUAUUUCAAAGAAGCAGUAGAUAUGAACCCGGAAAGUGAAGUAGCAUUAGUACAACUUGCACAAUACGUCGACAAAUUGUAUAGCUCGUGUCCAGCAGUCGAGCAAAAUUCAGCAAAUUGCUGGGAAAUGCUAUUUGAAGUAAUGAAGUGUUAUGGCAAAUCAAUGAUGUAUGGAUCAAACUAUAUUUAUCAAUCGAUGCCACGCGUAUUAAGUAUCUGGCUUGACUCUACUGCAAACACGAUACCAAAAUCAAGUGAAGGCACUAGUACUUCCUUCAAUAUGGCGCGUAAAAUCGCACAGUCCAUGAAUAAAUUGGCAAGCAAGUUCAAAGAUACAUUAUCGCCGUAUUUUUUCUUUACUGCUUUUUCCCAAUUAAUAAGUAGAGUUGCUCAUCCUUCCCAAGAAACGUUCAUAAUAUUGAAAGCCAUAAUUGUCAAAUUGCUCCUCUAUUAUCCUCAGCAAACUCUAUGGAUGAUUCUGAGCGUAUAUAAAUCAUCUUAUACCAUCCGGGUACGGCGAUGUGUAGAAAUAUUUAACGAUCGUCAGUUGCUGCAAGUAGAGAACAUGCAAAAGUUGAUAAAAGACUUUAAUGGAUUGGCUGAACGUCUUAUCGAGCUUACCAACAAAGAAAUUCCAGGAAAUCCAGGAGGCAUCAGACAUUCAAAACUGGCAAAUGUUACAGUUUCUAUCUUAGUUAAAGCUUUACCAAAACUGCUGGCUGAUAAAAACUUUUCAAAUAUUUUGAUUCCUAUUGAAAGAUGCAUACAACUAGUGCUGAAUAAAAAUACAGGGAUGAAUUUCCAACCAUACCCUACAAAUGCUAUAUAUAUUGCUGGAAUUUCCGAAGAAGUGACAGUGUUGCAUUCUUUGCAAAAACCUAGGAAAAUUUCACUCCGAGGCCAUAACGGCAAGCUUUAUACAAUGAUGAUGAAACCUAAAGAUGAUCUGCGAAAAGAUUUCCGUUUGAUGGAGUUUAAUGCAGUUGUUAAGCAAUAUUUAUCGCAAGAUCCAGAUGCAAAAUUCCGAAGGUUACACAUACGCACAUAUGCUGUUCUACCAUUAAAUGAAGAGUGUGGUAUUAUUGAGUGGAUAUCUAAUCUGAACACAUUUCGCGGUAUCGUAUGCACGUAUUACAAACAGCGUGGACUAGGAAUGACGGCGAAAGAAUUAAGAAAUUUUAAUUAUGAGCGCACAGAACCGCUUGCAAAGAAACGGCACGCCUUUGAAACCAUUCUUGUUCCGCGGCAUCCACCGUUAUUUAGUGAAUGGUUUCGAGAUUGUUUUCCAAAUCCCCAUAAUUGGUUUCAAGCUCGUUCGUCGUAUAUAAAAACUACUGCAGUUAUUUCGAUGGUUGGUUACAUAUUAGGGCUUGGGGAUCGCCAUGGCGAAAAUAUUCUGUUUGAUUCUACUAACGGAGAUACUGUGCACGUAGAUUUUAACUGCUUGUUUAAUCGAGGAGAAACAUUCACAGUUCCAGAGUUAGUGCCAUUUCGCUUGACUCAUAAUAUGGUAGAUGCAAUGGGACCUCUCGGAGUGGAAGGGCUUUAUCGGCGAUGCUGUGAAAUUGUUUUACGAAUUCUUCAAACCCAUGCAUCAACAUUCAUGUCUGUAUUGAAGCCUUUUGUUUACGAUCCCAUGGUGUCGUGGAGCAAGAUCACGUUUGCUCAAGGGGAAUCAAGCCAAAGGGAUAGCUAUUUAGAACGAACCGAUCCCCAAGCCAUGCACAAUGUGUUAAACAUUGAAGAAAGACUAAAAGGCUAUGUAAAAGUUAAUGGUAAAUUGUCACAUAAUCCACUAUCCAUUGAAGGGCAAGUAAACCACUUGAUUAAGGAGGCCACAGACAUAGACAAUCUAGCACAAAUGUACAUUGGUUGGUCUGGAUACACAUAACAAACAACAGCUAUGAAAAUCAUUUAAAAUAAAUCGAAUACAUAUGUCUUUUCUGUACUAA